AUGGGGCUGACACUUGUUCACAUCGAUUCUGGUGAACGUUUCUACGACUGUAUUAAAAAAAAAGAACUCAAGAAUUAUAAAUUGGGAAACUAUGAAAGUCCUACGACAAUGAGAGUGAAGAAGGAAUCGGAUCCGGAAGAUGUAGAGAGAAGCAUGUAUAAAUACAAGCAUAAAAAAUACAAAAAUGAGGAUUUGCAUGUCCUAAUUCCCAGGGAAAAGCCGCCGAAGCCCGCUGAUUCUUUCGGUCGUGGUGCAACUGAGCGCACAUCUACUAGAACUACAAAAAUUUCCACUACAAGGCGGACUUUCAACCCGCCUGUGAAUAUUGUUUUAUUUGGAAAGCAGACUAUCACCUAUAAUGAAGGGGGAGAACCUGCUGCGAAGCAUGAAUCUGUAAGCCAUCGGAAGGAACAUGAAGGGGAGCAUCAUCGACGCCAUCGACAUCAUCGGCGUCGGGGAAGCGGUGAGCCAAAAGACAACAGGCACGCCUCUCCCAAUCGUCGAAGAGAAGGACAUGGUCGAGAAACACGUAGAGACCGUUCUCCUGAUACCAUUCGUGGAAAAGAAAGUGACGAUGGCAGAUCCGAACGAGGAAAGGAACCUGAGCUCGACUUGCGCGAGAAAACGCAUGUCCGUAAAAUGCAUAAUGCAGAGGAAGAUUCUGAUUCUGAAUAUUCCGAGGCAGAAAUUCCUAGACCCCUUGAGAAGACACCCUCUGGAAGAAGCUCUUUGAAGGUACGUAGAUCGACACAUAGCUCUAGACAAGGGGCAGCUUUAGAAGAUCUUCCAGAAAUAGAUGCAAUUUCUCUCACACGCUCUCAAAAAGCACCUUCUCAAAAAGCAGUCGCUAGGCGAGCGCUUUCUGAAAGAAGCUCUUUAACGGGACAUAGUUCCAAACAAAGCUCUAGAAGCGGCGCAGCUUUGGAAGAUCUUCUAGAGGCAGAUGCAAUUUCUCUCGUACCUUCUCGAGAAGCAUACGCUGAUGGCAGACGUUCUUCAAGAGCUCCAUCUACAGCGGGGCAAUCUAGAAUAUCCCAAAACAAUGAACCCUUAAUUCCUAGCUCGCAGAAAUUAACAGAAGAAAAUAUGAGUCUUUUAGAUGGGAAGGCUUCUGAACCCAGAUCUCAAGGGGAUUAUGAAGCAAGUCGUGUGAGACGACGUUCGGAAAGGGCAAGUAGUGGCCUAUCCAGAAAAAUUGAAUCGUAG
This is a messenger RNA of Botrytis byssoidea, 1206 nucleotides long. RefSeq lists its product as uncharacterized. The transcript has a single exon. The record is from RefSeq and is a predicted model, not a curated record. Bases 1 to 1206 code for a protein of 401 amino acids. Lineage: Eukaryota; Fungi; Ascomycota; Leotiomycetes; Helotiales; Sclerotiniaceae.